AUACUAGCUGUCACUGUCAAUUAAUAGGUUAAAAUAAAUAUCGGAAAAAGGAGAAAUAUCUAUUAUUAUUGUUAUUUAAAAAUGUCUCACACUCAAUUUUUGGACGAAAUGAUUCGAGAAUAUUUAUUAUACAGAGGAUUCGGUUCGACUUUAAAAGCAUUUGAUGCAGAAUUAAAAGCAGAUAAGAUGAAAAGCUUUAGGGUGGACAAGAUAAUAGAUCAGUUAAUAUUUUUUAUUAACAGCUACGAUCUUAGUUCCCUUAGGGAAUUGUGGGGUCAUUUAAAUAGACACAUGUUUUCCAAAUUAGAGAGCAAUUUCUUACCAAGUAUAAGAAAAUUAGAAAAUGAAGUUUUGAAAAUGUAUUUGGUAAACACAGUGUACAAUAAUAAACCUGAAAAAAUGAAUGAUUUCUUUUUGAAAAUGACACCAGAGCUACAAAAUCAGAAUGAAUGGAAAGAUUGGUUUGUGUUACCAUAUGUUAAAAACCCAGAAGAAAAUCCUACCUUUGCUCUUCAUUUUACUAAGCAAUGGCAAGACAAAGUAUUAAUUUCUCUUCAUAAUUUCUUAGCCACAAUAAUUCAGUACAUGCCAACUCCAACACUGAUGCAUUACGAAGAAGAUGUCACUAAAAUCAACAAACUCGAAGAAAGAAAUGAUUCUUUGAAAAAACGAUUGGCCCUUCUAUUAGAUAAAGGUCCACAAGCUAGUGUGACUCCAUGUCAGGUGGAACAUCCUCCUCAUCUGUUAGAUGAUUUUUAUGUUAUAGCCCAAGAAAAUAAUUUGGGAGAAAGUCAGGCCCGCAGUUUAAGAAAUAUUAUAAAAAAUAUGAGUAGUAGUGCUAGUCCGAUUUUAGGUAGAAAAGAUGUGAUAAAUAAGAAAAGGGUUGGGAAAUAAAUGCCAAAGAUGUUAUUUUUUGUUUGAAUCUCUGCAUUUUGUUAAUGUUAUAUGAAUCUAUAUUAUGUAUUGUAUAUUGUUCAUUGAGAAUAGAAAGUAAGAAUAAAACAUAGCAUAUAA
Diabrotica virgifera virgifera (western corn rootworm) is the source of this 1014-nucleotide messenger RNA. RefSeq names its product WD repeat-containing protein 91. Gene Ontology annotation, biological process: early endosome to late endosome transport. The transcript is spliced from 4 exons. Gene Ontology annotation, cellular component: extrinsic component of endosome membrane; early endosome membrane; late endosome membrane. The record is from RefSeq and is a predicted model, not a curated record. Bases 82 to 894 code for a protein of 270 amino acids. Gene Ontology annotation, molecular function: phosphatidylinositol 3-kinase regulator activity. NCBI's taxonomy places the organism in Eukaryota, Metazoa, Arthropoda, Insecta, Coleoptera, Chrysomelidae.